Rhinolophus ferrumequinum (greater horseshoe bat) is the source of this 1742-nucleotide messenger RNA. RefSeq names its product transcription initiation factor TFIID subunit 4. Bases 1 to 1032 code for a protein of 343 amino acids. The record is from RefSeq and is a predicted model, not a curated record. NCBI's taxonomy places the organism in Eukaryota, Metazoa, Chordata, Mammalia, Chiroptera, Rhinolophidae. The transcript has 3 exons.
AUGGCCAUAGCCAGCUUGCUGUAUGGGAAGGAGAGUGAGGCAUACAGAGCCCGCGCUGGGCAGGCCCGCGGUCUCGGACCCGGACCCGGGCAGUUCCCCGGAGCGGCCACGAGACCAGGGUCCCCGAGGGCCGCGGGCGGGUGCGGGCAGGGGGCGCGGACGCGCGCGGCCUUACCUUCGGCCACGUCCUCGUCGAUGGCCCCCUUGACCUGCGAGAAGCACCACUGCAAGUCAUUGGCGCCCGCGGGGCAGCCGCCGCCUCCGGCUCCUGUGGACACACCCGGCGCGUCAGGCCGCGCGGACCCGCCCGUCCCCCUCCUCCGCCCCCGCCCCGCCCCGCGCGGACCCCACCUGCCAUGGCCGGCCGCAGGCUGGCGGGCGCCGAGUCGGCGGCGGACGAAGGAGGCUGCCGCCGCGCAGCUGCCGCGCGAGCACCUUAACCCGGCUGCCGCCGCCAGCGCCGGGGAGGGAUUUUUUUUCCCCUUUUCAAAAUGGCGCCCAAUGCCCGUCGCCCUGCUCAAUGACGUCAUUCCCCUCCGCCUCCGGGCGGGGAGCUCCCCUGCGCUGGGCUGGGUGGGGCGCGCGGCCGCGGGGUCUGCCGGGGGCUGCCGGGAGGCGCCAGUGCGUCUGCGCGGGCCGCCCCGGGCUUUGUCCCAGGCCCGGAACGUGGCGCGGCGGGGUGGCCAGGGUACGUCGCGGCCAGCGGGCGGCUGUGGGCCCGGGGCUGGCGCGCCUCUGAAGACCAGCGGCAGGACCACCGCUAUUCGCCCGUCCACCUCGGGGGUCAUGGGAGGGCUCGAGGCGGCCCCGCCCGCAGCUAGUGGAGCGCGGCCAAUAGGAGCGCGGUCCUUCGACGGAGCAGCCAAUGGAGAGCACGCUCUGAGGGGCCGCACCUGGAGCGCGCCGCGUCCGAGCGCGUCGGAGCGCGUCCUCGCACCUGGCGGGGCUGCAAAGCUCUCUCUUCGGUCCCAGUGUGAGCUCCGGGAAGUCUGUGUUCGACUUGGAUGGCAGCCAGGAGAGACCAGUCCGUGAGCAGCUCGAGGCCAGGUGGACCUCUGCCGCUCCACGGCCCGGUGGUGAAUGCAGGACCUGAAGUGGCCCUCACCUGGGAGCCCGGAGCCCGAAGUCUCCCCUACGCUUGGUGUGCAGUGGACGAGAAAGUGUGCGCAGGCCAGGAGCAGGCCCCGCGAGGACCCUGGGCUAGUGUCUGUGCUGUGGAGUGGGUGACAUCCGGCCGGGUCAUCAGUCAGCCCAGCUGACGUCGUCUCGUUAAACCUGCCUGUGGGGAGUGUCAGAAUCUGCACUGACAGAGGGAGUGGCCUGUGUUGUGAGCACCUGAGACCCGCGAGUGCCUGCUGGUCUCGCCAGACUCCCUGUGACGCGGACUGUUUUGAGGAGCGUGAAGCGAUAACUCAUUACAGUUUACUACCUUGCUCUAACAUCUCUCCAUUAGCUGACGUUCUAAGUGCACACAUUCAAAUAGCUUUUGGAAAUUUCUAUCACUAGACCCGAGGAUUUAUUUCUCUUUCAUUUGGAGCUCAUUUUGUGUUCCACAUUUUAUCACUUGUCAUUUUAGCCCAAUAUAUCAAGGUCAAGGAGAAAAGAAUUGAGUUGGAAACACGAGACUCAAUAAAUAAUAAAAAUAACAAAUGAGUAGUUUGCGUGCGUUUGCAGGACACCGCAGACUUCAGUGCUGGCUGGGCAAGGUGCCCUGUCACCGUCACUAAUGGGCUUAGGGGACA